AUGCUUGUGACAGAGGCAGUAUUCGAAAACAAAAAUAUUACAGAUAGAUCAAAUGAUAAUAUUACUUUAAAUGGCGAUGAAACACGUGUAAAACACAAUUGCUCAAGCUGCACGCCAGAACCACUUAACUACAACGAAAACUCCACGAAAAAUAUUAAUGAAACAUUAAACUCCAUUCAAAUAGAAAAACCAGCGACAUCGUCAUCCACAAAUAAAGAAGCUUAUAGUGGGCCCGUACUGAAAUACUUUUCAAAGAAUAAUACUAUAGCGGAUAAGCAAAAAUCUAAAGGUCAUUCAAAAAAUAGCAUCACUAGAAAAAGAAGAUCAGCAAACUACAAAAGUAAUCCUGCAUUGAUAGUAGAUUACGAAACAUCGCACACCCUGGGUACGUCUCAAAAUGAAAACCCUGUCGGCCGCACGGGAAACAGAUAUAUUAAAGGAUCAGAUUUGGCCGACUUCAGCAUCCAAACUCUACAUAGCGAUGGGCUAUCUACAAGUGACCCAUUAGUAAAAGAAAAUGACCAAGAAAGGCCGCUCCAAGGGCCCCCUGAAAGCUCAGAAAAUGUACACGAUAAUAAUUCAGCAUCGUCAGGAGAGGGUGAAGACAAUCGUAAUAACUACGACAAUAAAUCGCUAUCCGGUGAAGUCAGCAGUGAACGAAAUGCGGAGAGCAUCGUAAAUUCGCCCAAUACAUCAGAGGAUGAUGAAAGUGAUACAAACAAAUCUCCUGAAAUUGAAUACCCCAUUAAAAGUGAAGAUAAAGUCGAACAUAGGUCUCGAAAUGAUGAUGCUGAUGAUUCAGUGGAAGAAUCCGAUGAAAGACCUAAUGAGAAUUAUAAGGAUAAAUUAAGAACUUCCAAAGACUUUGAAAGUAAUGAAAAUGAUUCUAGCAAUGAACAGAAAAAUCAUUCUUUAGAAAAAUCAUUAACUAAACCUGAACAUGAACACUUUAAAAAUAAAUACGAUGAAGUGUCUGAUAAUAAACGACAUGAAAAUUAUGAACACCGUUCGUCUGAUGAAGAAUCAGACAAUGUUUCUGUACCAGAGAGUGAGGAAAAUUCCAGCAUCGAAAAAAGUCAUGCUAAAUUUAAUGCUGGUGAAGUCAAACCAGUAGUAGAAAUUAAUAAUGGUAGUAACGAGUCAAGUGAAGAAGCCGACGAGGAAGACCAUCAAAAAGUAAUUGCAAAUGACGAUAGCGUAGAAACAUUUGUUAACAAUCCGAAAGAUACAAAAAUUACAGAAAACAGUAGAGGUAAAACCAAGGAGAGUUUAAAACAAGAUUUCGAACGUAUACCGUUAGAUUAUAAUCAUGAUGAAAAGUCUAAUGAAGACAGUUCCGAUCCAACUAAUAACAGUUCUCCUAAUAAAAUUCGCAAACCUGUACAAAACAAUCCGGCAGAAGGGAGCCAUAAAGAACGCUUCGACGAAAAUUUAAAUAUUAAAUUCGAUGAUGUAAGUAUUAAACUACCAGAAAUAAUUCUUCCUGAUGAUAUAUUGGUAAACGCUUAUGAAGAACCUAAUAAAUCUAAUGAAAACUUAUCGGACACGAAAAAUGAAGAAUCUUCGAAAGAAGUAGAAGGAGAUAACGAUGAUCAAAAUGAUGACAGUGAAGAUCCACAUGACGUGAUUGAUCAUGAACACUAUCGUCAUGACUUAAGUCCUUAUAAAGAGAGAUUAAUACUGAACAAUAAAAAUACACACAAAAAGAAAGAAGACCAAGUGGAAGAUGACAGUUCUGCAGACCUGUAUGAGAAGUUUGUGCGAGAAAGAUUUGGCAAACGAGGAUCAUUUGAAAAACGAUCGGAACAACUACAAGAACACAAAUACGAACCAGUCGACCCUCAGCUGCAUGAAACGGUACAGAAAAUAUUGAAAAAGACUGACACAACUAGAAAACAGGCCGAAAAAAGUGAUGACCCUAAAGCCAGUUACUUGUGGACUCUAGAAUAUGGAGAAAAACUAUAG
This is a messenger RNA of Plutella xylostella (diamondback moth), 1965 nucleotides long. The record is from RefSeq and is a predicted model, not a curated record. Lineage: Eukaryota; Metazoa; Arthropoda; Insecta; Lepidoptera; Plutellidae.